AUGGUAGAGAAACUUGUGUUUGUACUGCUGUCCUCUCGGGAACGUGAUCCAACUGCCAACACAAAAUUUAACUUCACUUUCACUAAAAUUUUGUUGCAAAGCAAAUUAUCUAAGAAGUGUACUGGUUUAACGCAUCCAACUGUUUUGAAAUUUGGCCACACUGCAAAAGUAACGAUCAGUGACCAUGACGUCUAUGACUACGAAGCGAUUGAGGACCUCAGCAGCGGCAAGCGUGGACCGCCUGGCGAGGAGUUCUGCGACACCGAGGACUUCGAGGCUUCCUGCCCCGACGAAGGUCAGAUCAUUCUCAUGUCAGUGGCCAGGUACGGGAGAAUAAAGAUCGGCAGAUGUGUAGAGUUUCAUCUGGGUUACAUCAACUGCUUCACUAACGUUCUUAGUUUGAUGGAUGAGAGAUGCUCCGGAAGGAAGAGAUGUCAGCUGAGAGUUCCUGACGCUGAGUUUGAAAGGACAGGACCGUGUCUGAAGGAGUUGAAGAACCACAUGGAGGCUAGCUACAAGUGUGUCAGUGUGCUUCCGUGUGGAAGUUGGAGAAGUCCCAGCCUCCUCAACAUCACCUCUCCCACACACGGAUAUUUGGGAGUGUCUUCAUCACAUCCAGGAAACACGUGCUCUUCAAAAAUUUUUGUUCCACGUGGAAUGACGCACGUUACAGACAACAACAACAAUAUCAACAACAACAGCAACAUCAACAACAACAUCAACAACAACAACAACAACAACAACAUCAACAACAACAUCAACAACAACAUCAACAACAACAUCAACAACAACAACGAACGCAAAAAAGUUACGACCACAAUGGAGAUCAGUUCGUCAGGUUUCUAA
Messenger RNA from Helobdella robusta, 846 nucleotides. RefSeq lists its product as hypothetical. The coding region runs from base 1 to 846 and encodes 281 amino acids. Gene Ontology annotation, molecular function: carbohydrate binding. NCBI's taxonomy places the organism in Eukaryota, Metazoa, Annelida, Clitellata, Rhynchobdellida, Glossiphoniidae. The transcript is spliced from 6 exons. The record is from RefSeq and is a predicted model, not a curated record.